CGCAGGCAGAAUAACGAGAGGGAGUAAAGCAAGGAGUAGGGAGCGCUAGUGACUAUUCCUGCUCCCUGGCAGUUCCGAGAGUGCUCCUACUCAGAAUCUGAGCAUUUCGCUCCGACGAUAUCGCCGCUGACGGACGCCGACUAGAUAUGUGUGUUUGCAAGUGACAUUCAAAGCUCAAACUGAUGUAUCAUUGGCGAUUUCAGUUUUGUGGUGAAUUAAAUUUCACCUAAUGUUGUGUUUACUUGCCGUGUAACGCAUACAUAUUUGUUUACAAGUGAUGUUGCAAUGAGAGAACACACCCUUUUUGCACUUUUUAUUCACAUAACUCACUUCUCAUUAUUUGUUUACAAGUGAUGUUGAUGUUGCGAUGAGAGAACACACCCUUUUUGCAGUUUUUGUUUACAUUGCUUACUUCUCAUUCAUAAGUCUGGCAAGUUUGUCUGGCAGGCCCAGUGCGGAUGCAUCAUGGAUGACAGCUUCGAGAAGCAAAGUACGCUAGCUAGUCAAUAGCAGAGAGCUAAACUACCGAUGGAGAAAGAGAAGCUUGAAACCGUCAGUUAUAUCGUCGGUCUCCGCACGUACCGAAAUGGCCCUGCUAUCGUACAGGUGAAUCUGUUCGUACGCAGUAUUGCUACAAUAAGUGACAUCAAAAUGGAAUACAGUGUACAGUUAACCUUUAGAGAGCAAUGGCUUGAUGAACGGCUGAAGUUCAAUGACUUUGGUGGAAGACUGAAAUACCUCACGCUCACAGAAGCAAAUCGGGUCUGGAUGCCCGAUUUGUUUUUCUCAAAUGAGAAGGAAGGACACUUCCACAACAUUAUCAUGCCAAACGUUUAUAUACGUAUCUUCCCUUACGGAUCAGUAUUGUAUAGUAUCAGAAUCUCGCUCACUCUAUCAUGUCCAAUGAAUUUAAAACUAUAUCCAUUGGAUCGACAAAUUUGUUCCUUACGGAUGGCCAGCUACGGCUGGACGACAGACGAUCUUGUAUUUCUUUGGAAAGAAGGUGAUCCAGUACAAGUAGUGAAAAAUUUACAUUUACCUAGGUUUACACUGGAAAAAUUUCUAACUGAUUAUUGUAAUAGUAAGACAAAUACAGGUGAAUACAGCUGUUUAAAAGUAGAUUUGCUCUUCAAAAGAGAAUUCAGUUACUACUUAAUACAGAUUUACAUACCCUGCUGUAUGCUAGUAAUAGUAUCAUGGGUAUCGUUCUGGUUGGACCAAGGGGCUGUUCCUGCUCGUGUAUCACUAGGUGUUACAACCCUUCUCACAAUGGCGACCCAAACAUCCGGAAUAAAUGCGUCACUGCCUCCAGUAUCAUACACAAAGGCGAUUGACGUUUGGACAGGUGUAUGUCUGACAUUCGUGUUUGGCGCCCUGUUGGAGUUUGCGCUAGUGAAUUACGCUUCUAGAUCGGACAUGCACAGGGAAAAUAUGAAGAAACAGAGGAGGCAAUGCGAGCUUGAACAUGCCGCUUCUUUGGACGCCACGUCUGACCUCAUUGAUACAGAAAGCAAUGCCACUUUUGCUAUGAAGCCAUUGGUGAGGCAUCCAGGUGAUCCGUUGGGCAUGGAAAAAGUGCGUCAAUGUGAGAUUCACAUGCAACCUGCCAGACCAAACUGCUGUCGGUCUUGGCUGUCAAAAUUCCCCACAAGAUCAAAAAGGAUCGAUGUCAUUUCCCGAAUUACAUUUCCAUUAGUGUUCGCGUUAUUUAAUGUCAUUUACUGGUCAACUUAUCUAUUUCGUGAGGAAGCUGAAGAAUCUUAAAUCCAUAAAAUAUUUUACUCAUCAUUGUGAAGGAUAAACAUGUUUUGCCUAGCUGUGCUUUCCCUAACAUCUGCUUCAUUGGGUACUGUUUGGCUUUGGGAAACAUGGACGUAGAACUAUUCUCUUUCUAUUGAAAGCCAAACUAUCCAGUUUCCAAAAUAAUCAUCUAGAUUAAAUUUUAUAGUUAGGAACUGCAUGGUGAGACUUUAGUGCCAUCAUAAUGUUCCUAAACACAAACUGACAAGAUAUAUUUGAAGUUGGUCAAAUGCAUCUUUAGUGAAUUUGAAAAUAUCGAUUUUGAAAAAUGUUACCGGUUUCCAAGACUAUUUGGCCAAUUUCAUGUGAAUUUCCCGCAAGGUUAGACGAAAGAGAUGCUAUUUUGAAUUCGAAGAAGAGGCAAGACGUCGAUCACGUGUUUCUGAGGUUUGGGAGAGAACGCAAAUACUGAAAAAUUAUAAAUAAAAAAUGUCUCGAAGCUUCACAAAAUUUGUUAUAGUGAAUCUCUAAGCUUACUGUAAUAUCUGAAUAUUUGUAUCAUUGUCAUUUAAUAAAACUAG
Molecule: messenger RNA, 2321 nt
Organism: Acanthoscelides obtectus
Lineage: Eukaryota; Metazoa; Arthropoda; Insecta; Coleoptera; Chrysomelidae
Source: the annotation of a GenBank genome assembly